Messenger RNA from Copidosoma floridanum, 1140 nucleotides. RefSeq lists its product as uncharacterized. The record is from RefSeq and is a predicted model, not a curated record. NCBI's taxonomy places the organism in Eukaryota, Metazoa, Arthropoda, Insecta, Hymenoptera, Encyrtidae. Gene Ontology annotation, cellular component: plasma membrane. Gene Ontology annotation, biological process: sensory perception of smell; detection of chemical stimulus involved in sensory perception of smell. Gene Ontology annotation, molecular function: olfactory receptor activity; odorant binding.
AUGUCUGUGAUAAUUAGACACGUCGAGAUAUGCUUGAAAGUAGUAGGUUUGUGGCAUGAUUCUACAAAUUCAUUCGGAUUUUACCUAGUUAUAUUGUGUCUGAUAUCUCAUAUGCCAUUUCAAUUGUGGCAUGCAGUAGUUGUAAGGCAUAAUUUUGAGGCUCUAAUGGCAAAUCUAAGUGUUUUGAUGACAAUAUCAGCAGCUGUAGUCAAAUUAAUUGCUUUCCGUUUGAAAGGGAGAAAUGUGAGAUAUGUGGUAAAAGAAAUGAUGGAUGACUGGAUAAAUGAAAACCAUGUAUCAAAUGCAUCAGUGAUGAAGGAACAAAUGAAUCGUGGAAAUUAUCUCACUAAAUGGCUAAUUGGAGCUUACAACGGAGUUGUCAUUUUGUACAUGAUCAAUGUUGUAACAAAUUAUUCUUGGGAAAAAAUUGAGAAGAGAGCCUACAUAAUGCCAGCCAAAUAUCCCGUAACUUGGAAGAGAUCUCCAAAUUAUGAAAUUGUUGUGUCCACGCAAUUUAUUGCCGGUUUAUUAAGUAACAACAGCCAAGCAAUGAUUGAAGGUCUUUUAACAAUUUUGGUUUUACACGUUGGCACUAAAGUACACAUUCUAAAAAGAGAGCUUGCAAUAGUAUCUGAAGUAUGCCAAUUAAGUAAAGAUAAAAAACUCACGUCAAAAGCUAUGAAGCUAAUGAUUAAUAAGCAUUUGAAUUUUAUUGAUUUCAUCGAAAAAAUUAAGGACAUCUAUUUUUACGUUUCGUUUUUUCACGUUCUCAUAUUUACACUUUUGCACUUCAUGAUUGCAUAUAUUCUUCUGGAUGCUUUCGACAAAGGGGACAGUUCCAUGAAAAUAUUUAUGUAUGGACUUUUUACAACGCGAAGUUUAUUUAGUACUAUGAUCCAUUGCGCUUGCGGAGAGUAUCUGAUUAAUCAAGGUAAGCAAUUUGUCGAUGAUCUUAACAAUGUCCAAUGGUACGAAUUUAGUAACACUUCUGAUAAGAGAGCAAUAAGCUUUAUCCUGAUGAAAGCACAAAAACCAAUUUGUCUCACGCCUGCAAAAUUUGGUUAUUUAUCUUAUAAUUAUUUGUCUGGUAUAAUUCGAACAUCAUAUUCAUUUCUGUCUUUAGUUCGAGUAUCUCAUUAA